AUGGAGAGUUACCUUAACCGUGCAAAUGCGGUUUUCUGCUCGAUGAUGGUGUGCCUGAGUGUCCUGGCACUUGGAAAUAUAGGGUCUUCGUACUUUCUUACAAACCCAAUUUCUGGUUCGGUCGCAGCCCGAGAUGUCUAUGCAUUUGGCUACAACUACGCCCUCAGUGGGGACCAGGCGGUGUUGGCGCUGGACAUUAAGGCGGAUUUGCGCGGAUUGUUUCAGUGGAAUGCGAAACAGCUGUUUUUAUUUGUAGUCGCCGAAUACGAAACCCCUCAACACCCUGCUAAUGAAGUGGUCGUGUUCGAUAAGAUCAUCACCCAUGAGGAGGCCGCACUGAUCAAUCUGGUGAACGUGCCAGCAAAGUAUCAUCUGCGGGAUAAGGGGAAGGGUUUGAGGGGUCGGGACGUGACUCUUAAAUUGCAAGUGGUUUACCAUCCAAUCGUUGGUCGUAUAUCCACGCAAACGGUUGCGUCUUCUACUUUCCGAAUGCCGUCCAACUACGAUCGCAUUACAUCAAAACAGCAACACGCACAACAGCGGGAACAAGUGCGUGAAGCUGCUGCCGUUGCUUCUGCAAGACCAGAGGAUCUUGCAUAG
This is a messenger RNA of Cyclospora cayetanensis, 600 nucleotides long. Its product is annotated as signal peptidase complex subunit 3A. The record is from RefSeq and is a predicted model, not a curated record. Gene Ontology annotation, biological process: protein targeting to ER. Bases 1 to 600 code for a protein of 199 amino acids. The transcript has 2 exons. Gene Ontology annotation, cellular component: membrane; signal peptidase complex. Lineage: Eukaryota; Apicomplexa; Conoidasida; Eucoccidiorida; Eimeriidae.